Messenger RNA from Diprion similis, 2463 nucleotides. It is a transcript of the gene Rint1, whose product is annotated as RAD50-interacting protein 1. The transcript has 12 exons. The record is from RefSeq and is a predicted model, not a curated record. Lineage: Eukaryota; Metazoa; Arthropoda; Insecta; Hymenoptera; Diprionidae. Gene Ontology annotation, cellular component: Dsl1/NZR complex. Bases 142 to 2337 code for a protein of 731 amino acids. Gene Ontology annotation, biological process: retrograde vesicle-mediated transport, Golgi to endoplasmic reticulum; regulation of ER to Golgi vesicle-mediated transport; endoplasmic reticulum to Golgi vesicle-mediated transport.
UAUGUUUCGAUGAUGCGUCAAACGUCAACGAAGCCAACAUGUUAAACAUACUGCAACUUGGUGUUUUGGAAGGUUAAAAAAAAAUACAGUUUUCAGCCAAAGAUCGAGUUAUGAUACGUGAUAAUAACUGGGAUAAAAAUCAUGGAUAAAAUCAAAGACAAGGUCAUACAAGAAUUCAACGCCGAAUUGGGUUCGGAUUUAAAGAACCUUGGAAAAAUUCGUCAGCUACACGAGCGACUACAAGACGAGAGAAAUAAGAUCGAAAAAUCGCUUUCGCUAGCAUCAACGGAGGCUCCGUCAAAGGUAAAAGCAGCCAUAGAAGGAGUUGAUAGGAUAAACAAUGAAAUAGAUGAGAUGGUAAAAGUCAGCAAUGAUUUGGAACAAGUUCUAAUCGAACAGCUUCAGCAAGAUUCUAAAAUUGAUGGGAUUCGAGAUAACGUUGAGAAGAUAGGAGAACUUCAAAGAGCGUUGUCAUACUUGUACUUGGUCAAAUCCAUCGAGGAUAUAUGCGACGAAAUAGAGGGUUCUCUAUUAGUAAAGGAUGACAAGCUGACGAUAAAUCUGUACACUAACUUGACGGAAAGAAGUUCACAAUUACAAUCGUCCACUUGUCAUCAUCUCGUAACUUACCUACACGACACUCUUCACUUUUGGCAUAAUUAUCUCAAAGAUAAAUUCACAGCAGAAUACAACGAAAUUUUGAAGGCACUAAAAUGGCCGUUUUGUGGCAGCAAUUUGAGUCUUUCAACUACUCCUUCGCUAGAUGCAAUGGCGAGGUUCAGUACCGUUACGGAAUACUUGCUGCAACUACAGCUACCUGAAGAAACGACGAAACCUGCGGUCACCUCGUCGCUUUUAACCGAUUUUGUACCAGUGAGCUUGCCAAUUUUAUUGCUGAUUCGGCCCCUCAGACGUAGAUUCAUAUACCAUUUCACAGGCGCAAAGCAAACUAAUCGCUCGGACAAACCUGAGUGGUUUUUCACUCAGAUACUUACAUGGAUCAGAGAUCACGCCGAAUGGGUGAGGGUGAAUGUACAACCAAUUGUAAAUUCUUUGGGACUUGAUCGCAUCAAUGCUAAGGUCGAAUUCAUGCGAGGACUGGUUCAACUUGCUGUGGAAAAAUUAUAUUCAGAAUUACCAAACAUGCAGUACGACGAUGCUCUCUUUGCACAUCUAAUCGACGAGGCUCUAGGCUUUGAAAGAGAGUUGAGGGACACGUUAUUGUAUCCAGCUAGUCAACCAGCCACAGUUUUUGUACUAACUCAAGCACAGAUUUUUGUCAAAUGGGUUAAUAUGGAAAAGAAAUAUGCAACGGAAAAAAUGGACGCUAUUUUGAGCUCUGAGACUGCAUGGGAAAGGUUGAUGGGUACAGAUAUAGACGACAUGAAAGUAACGGAGUGCGCGGAAGCUUUUCUCACUCUUCUAAUGACUAUCACUGAUAGAUACAGUCAUCUGCCACAACCGGGUCACAGGUUACAAUUUCUCGAACUACAGCUAGAACUGGUGGACGAUUGGCGCGUUCGUUUGUUGCAAUUGCUGCACGAGGAUUACGAAGAUCCGCUGAUUUCCAUCAUUCCUAAAAUCUUGAAUACGCUGCACUACGUAUCUAGUGUUCUUACAGAAUGGGGUGCCACCCCGGACUUCUUGCGGCUUCACUAUUUCAAAAAACAGUCAGACGUUACAGAAUUAUCUGUAGAAAAAUUGGCUGAAACUUCCGAAAAUCCCGGGGACGAAGAUGGUUUUGUAUUCGACGAAGCUCUCGCAUUGCUACAAAGGAUGGAACGCGAGUUGGUGAAUGAAAUAACCGACUCUGUGGCACUGGAUGUGAAAGCUAAAAGCAGACCGUACAGAACUGACAAAUGGUUUGCAAUGCAAUCGGAAAAAGAAUUGGCGUCGUUGUCCGUAACUCCGAGUGGUUGUCCCAUGUUUCAAGAGCUGGCUGCUCGUCUCAACACGCUUCAGAACAUUCUUGCACUACCGUUGUUCAACAAGGCUUGGAGAAAUCUUGCAGCACAACUCGAUGAAUAUUUGCUCGAGGAGAUCGCUAUGGUCAAUCAUUUCAACUCUGGGGGUGCGGCUCAAUUACAGUACGAUAUUGUCAGAAAUCUCCUUCCGCUCUUUGGUUUGUACACAAACAAGCCAGAAGCUUACUUUCCGCUGAUCAAGGAGGCUACGAUUCUUUUAAACAUGGCGUUAGGUUCAGCGAUGCUGUUGUUACAAGCAUUAGAGGGCAACGAAGAUACGGCUGAAGUACUAGCGGAUGUCGGAGUUUAUAAAAUGUCCGAAGACAUAGCGAUGAUUGUCCUGCGAAACAGAACUGACAUAAGUUCGCAAUAACUAACAAAAAUGAGAAAAAGAAAUUUCUACUGUAAAUAGAUGAAGAAAAUUAAUGUUAGCCCAAAUAUUAUCACACUUUGGGUAUAUAAUAAUAUAAUGAUUUUAUUUGAAUAUUCUUCUUCUAUG